CAACCCUAAGCUAAACAAAUGGGCGGCUAUUUCCGUUGCCUUAAGAAAUGGCCAACGGUGGCAGAGUUUGCUGCAUACUCUGCGGACGGUCCGAAGAGACGAAGGUAACCGGACCUUUAUCCACUAAAUGUGAAGUCACGGCUCAUCAAAACUGUCUGCUUUUUGCCUCAGGAAUUUAUUGCCAGGAGUCGCCACUACAUGACGACCUGUUCGGUUUCUUCGUGCAUGAUGUGAUGGACGAGGUGAAACGAGGAAAAAAACUGAAAUGUCACCAUUGUAAGCGUAGUGGUGCCACCGCUGGAUGUGGAAACUCCCGUUGUAAGAAGUCCUACCACUACCCGUGUGCUGUCGAGGAAGGAGUCCGGACGGAUGAGGAUAUAAAGAAUGGGAAAUAUGAGUUGUACUGCCCAAACACAGUGAAUCGCAAAGUAAAAACUCCAAAGAGACCACAGUCUGUUUAUGAAAUAACAGUAUCCAUGUUUUAUUGUCAUGAGGUGUUAUGCCUCACUUGUGAGAAAAAAGAAGGAAACAUCAGCUUGGAAAGUUGCUUUGAUGGAUUUGUAAUGUUGUAUUGUGCCGAACACGCUCCUGCAUCACUCAAGAGGAACACCAACGGAGAUUCUUCAGGAGCCGGGCCGUCUAGGUGCAGCAGCAGUGACUCCACAUCAUCCGGCUGCUCACGUUUAUCCUCCAAGAGACGGAUCAGUUCAGAUGAAGAUGAGGGAAUGAGCCCCUCUAAACGUAAAUCUAAUAUCAGUGUGAGGAGGAUAUCAGAGGAUUCCUCAAAUUCAGAUGAGAAUACACCUGGUUCAGAGUGGGCCCCUUUAGAGUUUGAUAUAAACGGAAGUGUAUACUCUGUUCACGACUCUGAGCCUCCUGCUGAGCCUCAGCUGAUCAGAAAAGACACUGAGAGCCACACAGGGUCCAUCUCAGGACAUCAACCGGAGGACGAGAGCAGUAAUGAAGCUGAUGAAACUUUAAUUCCCUCAGAUGCCGAGUCCGAGAGUUUACUGCUUCCUGUGACGGUCUGCGUGGAUUCUCCGUCGCUUCCAGUCACGACUUCUGAUUUCUCGGUACAGACAGAAGUGAGAGUGGAAGAAAUAAUGAUAAUAAAGAGAGAAAAAGGCUCCAGUCCCGAGCCGAGUCCUGUCCCCAGUCCUGAUCCACAACCCGCUGAGCCCUCUGUCCCAGAGCAGAGCUCCACUGCGCCCUCUCCCUCCCCCGAUCGCUCCGAGCCCGGCGGUGGUGUUAGCUCACCUCUGUGCACCAAGACGCCCUUCACUGCAGCUCCACUUGAACCCAUCAGCAUUACCAUCCAUUCCUCCCCUCCCCUUCCUGCAGCACUCCUCCCCUCCGUCUCCCCAGAGCCCAGCAUCGACCCCACCAGCUUCUGGAAAAGCUGCAACGCUACAGGAUGCACUCAAGCUAUCUUCACUGAUUUCAUGAAUGAGAUGAAUCUUAUCUCUGGCAGAAUUCAGUCCGACCAGGCCAGCCAGGAGGAUUAUGAUCAAGCUCUGAAAGUGAUGGAGGCUUCUGGGAAACUUGUAGAGCUCGUGACCAAGCAGCAGAAAGAAUUAGAAAGAAAACAAGGGGAGCUGGAGAAGGCAGCAGCAGCCAUGACGGAGGUCAUCUCUCUACUGAAGAGAUGAGUCCGUCAGCAGCCACAAAGACCUUCUCGUCUGUCCGGUUGGUUUAGUUAUAUAUUUCUCUUGGGGACCUUUUUUUUAUACAAACCGUAUUAUUGUUCUUUGUGAUCUUGAUUAUGAGUCCAUAUUUAUGACAGUUUGAAGGGUUGGAGUUAAUGUUGAAUAUGAAUGAGCACGUAUAGAGCUUUAAAAUGAUCUCAAAGUGUAGCCUUUAGAGGUGAAGAAGAAGUCACACAGCGAGGUGUCACAUCAUGACACCCAUGUUUUGAUGAAAAGAAAAAGAGAUCAUAAAGUGAUAUAAGUGAAAACCCUAUGAAUUGAAGUUUUACUGACAUUUUUAUAUAUUUAAAAAGUAACAAUAAUUCAUAUUAACAUAAUUAUUUUUUUAAUGAUGUUUGUUCAUUUUGUUUGCAUUGAUCUGUUGUGCUCAGUCAUGUGUUAAACUGUAGGUUUUUAACUGUACACUACUCACUUGAAGCAGACCAGUUUUAUGUGAAGUUUUAAAGGUUUUUAUGUGUGGGUUUUAAAUGUGUGUAUUUCUGAAUGUCAAAAUCAUGAUAUCUGUAAGUAGUCAUGGUGCUGAAACGUUUCAUUUUCAAAGGUGCACAAAAGCCUUGUUGCCCAAACUCCGAUUGUCACUGUAACUCAAGCAGUCACUCGAGUUUUUCUCUCUCAAGAAGUUACCGAAUAGUUCUGAAGCCAACAUUUUCAUGUUCAAUCAAGAUUGAAGUUCAUAUCAGUCAAUACAAGCAAAAAGAGAACCUUAGGUUUACUACAACAUGUCAUGUUCACAAGACGCUCAAAUCGGUUUCUAAUAGAAUUCUAAAGACGACAAUAAAUAUCACUUUCUUGGUGAUAAACUUCCUCAUAAUUUGUGUUUGAAGUUUAUUUUCUAAUUGUUUGUAACGUGGGUUUAGUGACGGCAACCACAUGUCCAGAUGGAAGAUAUUUUUGGUUGAUUCUGAAUUUGGCUCUGGGGUUUUAUCAGCCUAUUAAUCUGAACUAUACUCAACCAAUCAGUUAAGAGGCAGACCACAUUAAUCGAUGACUGAUCUCCUCUUUGUGAGCACAUUUACAGCUGACAGACCUACUCAAUCAGUCAGAGCCCCUCUGCAGAAUUCAAUCAGGCCCAUUUACCAUUGUAUUCACAGGACAGUACAUCUCUGAACGAUGUCCAUUAAUCUGUGAUUCUGUUUAGCAACAGAGCAGUGGUACGGAUGGCCGGUGUGACCGCGCCCUAAGCUGUUAGAGAAUGACCCUUUAGAAAUGUGAAACUUAAUAAACAGACAGUUUCGGACAGUAUAGACAGUACGGAUGGCCAGUGUGACCGCGCCUUACUGUCAGUAUGUUUUUCAAUUGAAAAAUGUUUUUUUUUUAAUUGUUGCUCAAAAUGACUUUGUUACUGUAAAGUCUCAUCUUUUCCAGAAGCUUUAAAUGCUGAAAAUAAAUUCAGAAAACAAGAA
This is a messenger RNA of Labrus bergylta (ballan wrasse), 3109 nucleotides long. The record is from RefSeq and is a predicted model, not a curated record. NCBI's taxonomy places the organism in Eukaryota, Metazoa, Chordata, Actinopteri, Labriformes, Labridae.